GUCAGAGCCAUUCCCAGUGCGAGGUUGUGUUUGUGACCAUGAUGUCAAGAUUUGUCUGUCUUCUUUUCUGUGGAUAUAUUGCACUAAACCUGGGAAAUACUCAGACAUUGCCCAGAGUGAAAAGGCAGAGUCUGAAGGUUCAGAUCAAUGCAACAGAUGACACUGUUUGCAUGAGGUAUAUUCGACCAAGUCAAAGCACCAAAUUAGAAGGUUUUGUCCUGGGUUAUGGAAGCAACUUCUUUUCUAAUCAGUAUAUUCCUUUACCUUCAGAAGGAAAAAACUAUGUAACAGAACUUGAUGCAGAGCCGCGGUAUUUGGUUUCAGUAAGACCAGCACGUGUUUCAAAUAACAAAAAAUCUUGUUCAGGUCGGAACAAGACACAGAAGCCUCUGCAGCUGGUGGUUGGCACUCUCACCCCAACCUCUGUAUUUCUCUCCUGGGGCAUCCUAGUCAACCCUCAACAUGACUGGACAGCAACAAGUAACUGUGCUAGUGACAGGUUCUAUACAGUUCGCUACAGAGAAAAAGGUAAAGACAAGAAAUGGGUUUUUCAGCUCUGCCCAGCUACAGAGACAGUGAUUGACAACCUGAAGCCAAACACACCUUAUGAAUUUGGAGUUAAAGACAAUGCAGAGGAUAGUAUUUGGAGCAAGACUUUGAAUCAUAAGACAGUGCUCUCUAGUAAAAAAGUAAAUGGACAACUCCAGAAUAUGUAUAAGUUGGUACCCAAUUCCCAAACACAGAUUAUACUGAGUGAUAAUAAGAAGUUGGUUCCUGUCACAAUAAUCAAACAAAUUAUUCAAAAUCGGACACAGUCAAAAGUACCAGAUAGUUCUUCUCUCCCAGGAGCAAUAUUAGUGCACCUUAUUGUUCCAGGUCUCAAUGAAAGUCAGCAGAAACUUUCUCCUCUCCUGACAGUAGAUGACAUACGUCAAGCAUCCAGGAAAAAACUGGCUAAGAAUGAAACUGGAGUAUGGCCUGCUGAAUCCAAAACACCAGAAGUUCAAGAAAUCUCCCCACAGUCCCUUCCAGCUCAGGCUGAGAAAACACAUGGACCUGAAGAUCUUAAAUUGACGCCUAAACCAAAAUUGGUGCAAACUCAGAACAUAUCAGCUUCUAACGAAAUACAGCUACUUCCUUCUGGAUCCAGAAUCCCUGAUGCUCCAAAAAGUCCAUUGACAGAACUUGUUUUCGGUGGUACUCAGCCUGUUCUUUCAAGUCCUGUGGCACCUAGUAAGCCUGAAAUAGCAGAAGCUGGACCAGCAGCAGCAAGUGAAUCCAUUCUGGAAUCUUUCACUCCUAAAACUUCCCAUCCUUUUCAAUGGCCAAGGGUAACAUUAGCUCCAAAAGAAAUACCACUUAUUCCUUCUAAACCGAAACCAUCUGCUACCCCAGAAGUACAACAUGUGAAACCUGCCCCUAAACCACCACUUUUGGAGCCUAAAACUUCUGAGACUGUUGAACAACCAAAAGCAACCCUAGCUCCAAAGGUGACUCAACGUGUUCCUUCUAAGCCUAAAACUUCACCCAAACCUCACAUCCCACAAGCCAAAGAUGUCCUGGAAUCUAUAACACUUAGAACUGAUCAACUAAAACCAGCAAUAGUUCCUAAAGGACCACAGUAUGUUCCUUCCGAACCUAGAACAUCACCGAGCCCAGAGGUGCCACAAACAAGACCUGCUUCUAAAGACACGUAUCACAGGCCUUCCAAACCUAAAACAUCACCCAGUCCACGUGUUCCUCCAACUAGAGCAAGUCCCAAAGAAAGUCGACGAGUCCCUUCCAAGCCCAGGGCAUCACCAAGUCCAGAUAUACCACACACAAAACCUGCUCUUAAAGAGCCACAACGUAUUCCUUUUAAACCUAGAGGAACUCCCAUUCCGGAUGCUCCAUACAGGAAGCCUGAGAUUCUUCCAACCUUUGAUGAACAAGAUACUACUAUGAUUCCUCAUAUUCCUGAAAGAACAAAAGCAACAUUUGCUCCAACUGAAAAACAGUUCGUUCAUACCAAACGAAAAACAACUGAAAGACCAAGAGUGCCAUACACCAAACCUGCAAUAUAUCCGACAACUCCACAACCAAUUAUUACAAAAUCUUCUACUACUGGUCCAUCAAGGGCAACAAUGGCUCCAAAAGAAACACUGCUCAUUCCUUCCAAAUCCAAAACAUCUGUUGGGCCAGAAGUACCACAAACUAAACCUGUUCCCAAUGAAACAUACCACAUUUCACCCAGGCCCAAAACUGGUCAAGCAACCGUAAUUCCUUGGUUCAAUACAGCACCUCAUAAAACUCGUCUCACUUCUGCAAGACCACAGCCAUCGGAUAAAUCACAGACCAGACCUGCUUUUAGUAAAACCACACUAGCACCAGCCAGAACAAAAGCACCUGGACUGCCAAAGUGGAUUGUGCCGACAACAGAUGACCUUUAUACACCUGAGGCUCCUGCCAGACCAAUUGACAUGGAUGUCAAAAGACCUCCAGAAUAUGGUGACACCUGGCAAAAGCCGAUUUCUGUGACUAUACCACCUGGCCCUCAGCACCCUCCUAUACCUCCUGCCAGACCUACACAAAUGAGAAGAAAACCUCUGCCUCCUAACACUGUGACUGGUAAACCAGGGAGUCCAGCUAAGCUUGCUGGACCAACAGUACCUGUGAGGACAGGAACAUUAUAUAAGACACCUACUGCUUUUGCAACUCCAGCAUAUUAUGUUGAUGCAACUGUCUUCAGCUCAAGUCCUACAUCAGAAACAGAUUCUUCAGGAAAACCAAGGUAUCAAGCCCCUCAUGUCAAGUACAUGAAGAAAGAUGAUGAUGUGCCUUGCUCCAUCACAAGCUCUCUUGAACAUUUUCCUCAAGAAGAAGUUGGCAGUAAGGAAGAACCCACUCGUCCUCCGCAAAAUCCUCCAACCAACCUCACGGUGGUGACUGUAGAGGGCUGUCCAUCCUUUGUCAUAUUGGAUUGGGAAAAACCAGACAAUGACACUGUGACUGAGUAUGAGGUUGUGUCAACUGAAAAUGGAGGAAGUGAUGGUGAAAAGGAGAAAUCAAUUAUCACUACAAAUCAAACCCAUUCUACUGUGGAAAACCUAAAACCUGACACAAGUUAUGAAUUCCAUGUGAAACCUAGGAACCCCCUUGGCGAAGGUCCAAGCAGCAAUGUUGUGGCAUUCAGUACUGAAUCAGCGGACCCAAGAGUGAGUGAGCCAAUUUCAAUGGGGAAAGAUGCUAUCUGGACUGAAAUCCCAUUCAAUUCAGACACAUACUCAGAAUGCAAAGGCAAACAAUACGUAAAGAGGACUUGGUACAAGAAGUUUGUGGGUGUGCAGCUGUGCAAUUCUUUGAGAUACAAGAUAUACCUCAGUGAUUCACUUACAGGAAAAUUUUAUAACAUAGGAGACCAGAGGGGCCAUGGAGAAGAUCACUGCCAAUUUGUAGACUCAUUCUUAGAUGGAAGGACAGGACAGCAAGAAGAUCUACCAGUCAAAGAUGGAUUUUUCAGGGCAGUUCGUCAGGAACCUGUCAAAUUUGGGAAGAUAGGCGGGGAGACUCAGAUUAACUACGUGCGCUGGUACGAGUGUGGCACAUCGAUACCUGGCAAGUGGUAGAUGCCACACGAAGAGGGCGCAAAGGCCCGACUGCCCAGCGCAGGCUGCAGGAAGGCAACGCUUACGGUGCACCCAGCACUGCGGUGUUGGCAGAUGUGCAAGGCUUAUACCAGUCUAAAAUGCCAAUACUGCAUUCAUUGUGUAAUAGUGUAGGCUGCUUACUGUAGUUAUCCAGUGUUACAAAUUUGUUUUUAGAAUUUAAAAAACAAAUACAGGCUAGGGACAUGUUGUAGGAUAAUGUAUAGGGAAGCUGGCUCCCUAUUCUUGAGGUAUGGUUUAUAUGGUAUUUUAAAAGAUAGUGUGUAUAUUAUUUAUCACGAUGUUGUAAUAAAUGUUUAAGGCACAGAUAUGCCAGAGUUGGUCAUGGAAUGCAAUGUGUGUUAGUUUUAAAUAUUCACUGGUCCUGUAAUGCAAGUGCCAUAAGCUACCCAUCCUAAUCCAUCUGUAACAUCUCCCCGUCAUAAAUUAUAGAAAAGAUCCUAUAAUUUUUAAUAUCCUGCAGCCAGUAAACUUGAAGCACUUUCUCCUUACAUGUACAGUUUAUGCUCCUGCCAAAAUGCCGAGGUAGGUUGCUGUAUGUGCAGCUUUAAAUGAUCAAGUUCAGUGGGGUUUUCUUCCAUGUUUGUUUUCAAAUAUUUCAGCCCCAGCCAAAGCCAUGUUCAGCCUGUCACUAUGGAGUCAGAGCUGCUGCCCAUGAGCCUGGCAGUGGCUAGCAGGGAGGGUUGGUGUUCUCUAAUUGCAGUGGACAGGUACAUAUGUACAUGGAAUGAAAAAACAAAGCUGGCCUCCAGGGCUGGCGUUUUUCAGGAAAAUGUAGUUUUCAGAGCCUGACACUUACUGGUUCAAAAGCCAAACGUAUGUACUGUGAAAGAGAAUUUGGAAAGACAAUUGAAAAAGAAUAAGCUAAUUAUAACAGCAUGAUCAGGUUUAUUUUAUUUAAAAAGAAAAAAUUCUGGUUUAAAACAGUUUUCAUUGGGGACAAAGGGGAAAUACUGAUAACUGAACUUUAAAACUGCUUUACAGUUAUUUUGAUUAAAACCUCUCCCAAAGCUACUUGUUGUACUGCUUGAACAUUUAUGAACUAAAUAAAGAGAUGUAGGUUUUUUUUAAGGUGUUAUUCAUUACCUUACUAAUGUAUUGAAGAAAUAUGAACAAGAACUACCAGAUCUAUAUAGCAGUCAUUUAUAGAAAAUACCUUAUAAAGUACAUUGCAGGUACACUGUACUCCUAAUAAAAUAUUUUUUAAUCAA
Molecule: messenger RNA, 4855 nt
Organism: Vidua chalybeata
Lineage: Eukaryota; Metazoa; Chordata; Aves; Passeriformes; Viduidae
Gene: ABI3BP
Product: ABI family member 3 binding protein
Exons: 40
Coding region: 39-3605 (1188 amino acids)
Biological process (GO): positive regulation of cell-substrate adhesion; extracellular matrix organization
Molecular function (GO): protein binding
Source: RefSeq, a predicted model, not a curated record